This is a messenger RNA of Mercurialis annua (annual mercury), 1465 nucleotides long. RefSeq lists its product as uncharacterized. The record is from RefSeq and is a predicted model, not a curated record. NCBI's taxonomy places the organism in Eukaryota, Viridiplantae, Streptophyta, Magnoliopsida, Malpighiales, Euphorbiaceae. The transcript is spliced from 7 exons. Bases 100 to 1284 code for a protein of 394 amino acids.
AAAUGUAUCUAUUUUUCAUUUGCAUCUGAUAUAUUAAUUACAUAUAUUUUUAUUGCAACAUUGAUAAAUUACUUUGACAGAUUUUGAUUUAUAGCAAUCAUGGCUUUACGAACAGCUUUAUUAGUUCUUUUCAUAUGGUGUUUAUGGUCGAUACACCAUGGAGCCGAAGGAAAAAGUACACCCUCGGAAAAACAAAGUAAUAAGCCAGUUAAAACUAUUCAAACGACGAACGGCCAUGUGUAUAAUUGCAUAGAAUUUCACAAGCAACCUGCUUUUUAUCAUCCUUCUUUGAAGAACCAUACUGUUCACUUUGAUGAGAUAAAACAAUAUGUUGAGAAACAUAGUAUUAAAAAAAAUGGAACCAAUUUAAAGAGCAUGUGGCUGAACGGUGAAGGAUGCCCAAACGGUACCGUUCCAAUUAGGGAAGUGGCCAAUAAUAAAUUCAUCAAUAACAAAUUUCCGAGUAGUGGAGUUUCUGAUAUAAAAGUAGGUUUUCAAGAUCGUCCCAAUCCUGGUGCCCAUUAUGCAAUUAUUCGGACAAAAGAACCCGGUCGACGGUACUAUGGAGCUGGGAUGGGAGUCAGUUUGUAUAACCCUCAGGUUGAAGGUUCUCAAUAUAGUGCUGCUCGCCUCAAACUUGCAAAUGGACCAGAUAGUAUAGAAGUUGGCUGGAUGGUGAAUCUCAAUCUUUAUGGAGAUCUUUUAAGUCAUCUUUACAUAUUUACUAAUGGAGGAAAUUCACAUUGUUACAAUACACAUUGUCUUGGAAUAAUAUCUGUUAGGGAGGAUUUUCCUGUGGACGCAGUUCUCAUGCCAACUUCUACUCGGGGCAGCAGCGGAGAACAAUAUCCAACGUAUUUAUUCAUCUACAAGGAUCAAAUGAAUGGAAAUUGGUUUCUUAGAGUAAAUGAUAAGAUUAUUGGGUUUUGGCCACCACAAAGAUUUGAAUUUUUAGGAGAAAGCGCUAACUAUGUAGACUGGGGAGGAGAAGUGUUCAGUCCUCCUAAUUUGCCUAAUCCGCCGAUGGGUGCCGGCAAUAGUAGACUCUUCAAAUCCUACGAUCAAGAUGCAUUUGGCUUCCAAGUAGAGGUUAUAAAUGAAGAUCAUAAAGUUGUGGAUGCAUCAAAUAUUGAAAAAUAUUCAAAUUUAGAUGUCUAUCAUGUCGAGGACGGAGGUUUUGAUCCCAUUUGGAGAAAAAAGUUUUAUUUUGGCGGAUCAGGAUCCAACCCGGACAAGGAUGGCGAGGGGGGCAAACUUCCCCCAUUUUAUGAUUAUCCCCAUUAAUUACUCCAAUGGAUAUGGGAUGAGAAAAAUUCAUUUUUUAUUCACGGGGAUGAAAAAAGGAUAGGAAGUGUAGUCUCCAUUUUAUGGAUAUCCCCAUCCAUGUUCCAAUAGGAACUUAAUGUAUAUGAGAAUGUGCUAUUACCAAUUUUUUAUAUAUAAUUUAUAGUAGUAUUCGGUUUAA